AUGUCUCCCACCCCCUUCGGCGCCCCGAUGCGCCAACAAUUCCUCCUCGACCCGAACUAUAGAAACCUAAACCACGGGUCCUUCGGCACCUACCCCCACCCCCUCCUCGCAACCCAACAAGCCUACCAGCGCCUCGCCGAAUCCUCCCCCGACGAAUUCCUGCGCUACACGCAACCCACCGCGCUCCUCACCGCGCGCCACGCCCUCGCCUCCCUCCUCAACUGCCCCGCAAAGGACCUCGUCACCGUCAAAAACGCAACCACCGGCGUCGCCACCGUGCUGCACAACCUCGCCCCGCACUUCGCGGCCGGCGACACGCUCAUCUACUUCUCGACCAUCUACGGCGCCGUCGAGAACGGGCUGUUCUCGCUGCUCGAGCACCUCCCGGCCCCCAACCUGCGGCUGCGGAAGAUCGAGUACGCGUUCCCGAUCACCCAGACCGAGCUGGUGCAGCGGUUUCGGGAGGUGGUGCGCGAGGUGCGGGCGGAGGGGUGCACCCCGAAGAUCGCGGUGCUGGAGACGGUGGUGAGUGUGCCGGGGGUGCGGUUUCCGUUCGAGGAGAUUAUCCGGGUGUGUAGGGCGGAAGGGGUGUGGAGUCUUGUGGACGCAGCGCAUGGCGUGGGGAUGAUUGAGUUGGAUCUGGGGACGCCCCUCCCGGAUAAGGGCCAGGAUGGGCUUGAGCUUGGGCCAGAGCGGUUGGGCAAGGUCGGGGGCGUGGAUUUCCUGACGAGUAAUUGCCAUAAGUGGCUCUACACCCCCCGCAGCGCGGCCCUCCUCUACGUCAACCCCUCCCUGCAGCACCUCAUCCGCACCACCCUCCCCACCUCCUGGGGGUAUAUUCCCCCUCCAUCCGAGACGCCGGCGAAACCCUCGCUGAUGGCGAGUGCGGGACGGAAGACCGCGUUCGAGGCGCUGUUCGAGUUCGUGGCGACUGCCGACGAUACGCCGUAUCUGUGUGUGCCUGCCGCCCUGAAGUUCAGGGAGGAGGUGUGCGGUGGCGAGGGGGCGGUUUAUGCUUAUCUUGAGGAGUUGGUGAAUGAGGGGGCGGAUUUGGUGGCGAACGGGUUGGGCACGGAGGUUCUUGGGGAGGGGGAUGCAGCAGGUAAAGAAAAGGGGAGGAGUGCGUGGAGGAGGUGUGCCAUGAAUAAUGUGCGGUUGCCGGUUAGGGUCGUGCAAAAGGUAGGAGGGGAGGAGAAUGCCCCCGGUCUAACAGCGGAGCUCGUCCCCGCGGUGGUGGAUUGGAUGCAGAGGAGACUGGUCGAGGAUUACCGCACCUUCGUGCCCGUCUUUGCCCAUGCCGGCUGGCUGUGGGUGCGCUUGUCGGCCCAGGUCUACCUCGACAGGAGCGAUUUCGAGUGGUUGGUCCCUGUGCUGAAGGAGUUGGUGGGUCGCGUCAAGGAGGAGUUUAAGCUUGGAAAGGUGUCGCAUCUGUAG
Messenger RNA from Aspergillus aculeatus ATCC 16872, 1434 nucleotides. Its product is annotated as putative aminotransferase family protein (LolT). The transcript has 3 exons. The coding region runs from base 1 to 1434 and encodes 477 amino acids. Lineage: Eukaryota; Fungi; Ascomycota; Eurotiomycetes; Eurotiales; Aspergillaceae. The record is from RefSeq and is a predicted model, not a curated record.